This is a messenger RNA of Gopherus evgoodei (Goodes thornscrub tortoise), 2610 nucleotides long. It is a transcript of the gene RAB42, whose product is annotated as RAB42, member RAS oncogene family. The coding region runs from base 99 to 770 and encodes 223 amino acids. Lineage: Eukaryota; Metazoa; Chordata; Testudines; Testudinidae. The transcript is spliced from 2 exons. Gene Ontology annotation, molecular function: GTPase activity; GTP binding. Gene Ontology annotation, biological process: regulation of exocytosis; protein secretion. The record is from RefSeq and is a predicted model, not a curated record.
CAGGCCAAUUCAUCCAAGGCUUCCUCUGGGGAAUCCAUAUCUUAAUUCAAAGGCUGCUCCAGUGCCCCCAAGCCCCAGUCCCUCUGCCCCUCCUUGGAAUGGAGCCGGUGCCACCCCCUCCGGUCUCUCACCUGAAUGGCAACUGGCACUACCAGUUCCGGAUCAUCCUCCUGGGGGAUUCCACCGUGGGCAAGUCCUCCCUGCUAAGGCGCUAUGCUGAGGGGUCCUUCAGCCCGGCUCCCUGCCCCACCGUGGGCGUGGAAUUCUACAGCAAGAUGAUGGAGCUGCCUCCGGGCAUCAAGGUGAAGCUGCAGCUUUGGGACACGGCCGGCCAGGAGAGAUUCAGAUGCAUCACCAGAUCUUUCUAUCGGAACGCUGUGGGAGUGCUGCUGGUGUUCGACAUGACCAACCGUAAGUCCUUCGAGCACAUCAUUGAGUGGUACCAUGAAGUGGCCGGCAUCCAGAUUAUGGAGAAGGUCAUCUUCCUCCUGAUUGGCCACAAAAGUGACUUGAAAUCAGACUGCAAAAUCUCCACCGAAGAGGCAGAGGGGCUGGCAGCCUCGCUGGGCAUCGGUUUCAUGGAAACAUCUGCCAAAAGCAACACCAAUGUAGACUUGGCCUUUGAGACCUUGACCAACACCAUCUAUGAGGCUCUGAAGAACAAGGAGAUCGAUCUGCAGGAAGGCUGGGACGGGGUGAAGGUGAUUCACAAGAAAACCUGCAACCCCCAGAAGAAGAGGCGAAAACCGCAAGAAAAAUGCCAGUGUUAACCCAGAAGUUAGGGACUAGGACCUGGCGUAGGGGAUCGAAUUGGUGGAGGAGGGGCUGGAUGAGCCGAUUCAUAAAUAAAUUAGAGAUGGGCCUGAGAUGUACGGUUGGAGGUUCAGGGGGACAGGAGUUCAGUUUAUCUCUAGGGAAAAUAAAAACCUCCAGGACUUGCUUUCACCCACAGUAGAUGAAUUCCAUCAGAAUAGUAAAAAGUGCACUACUGCCCCCUUUAGGUGGAGAACAGGGAAUCCAGAGAACACCGACUAGCUGCUCGAGGCAUUCCCUUGGUUCUUAGCAGGGGAAAUCCCUUUUAAUACACUGCAGCACUGGCUCUAAAACUUUUUAAUUUUUUUUAACUGAAUUUUAGGACUAGGAAAAUCUUUAGGUAUCUAGGAGUGCAGCUCUUAAAACAUACAUGAGAAUGCAUCAAAUACAUCGAACAAUUGAGCCAGUCAAUGGGGCCUCGAUCCUUAGCAGGGUCCCCGGAGUGGUACUGCAUUACAAGGGAUCAAAUCCAAAACUCCUUGCUUUAUUGAAACAUCUCAGAGACUUCAGCUUUACAAAGAAACCAUCGUGGCCUGAUUUUGGGUGCCUAAGGAACGUGGUGAGUGGAAGAAUUCUCAGGAUAUGAGGAAGCCAAUUAGAUGUUUCCAGAGGGUGGAAUUCAGUUGCAGUCCUCAGUGCAGAGGGGUGAGAGUCACCCCUUUGAAAAGGGGCAGUCUCAUGCUUAGGCACUCUUUUAAUUCAUUCAUUAAUUGUAGAAUAAAUUGCUCCGUUUCUAGUGUAACCCUAUGCUAUUUGGUCUAGACUGAGGAGGCCUUAGAAGUACAUUAUUAGUAUUCCACCAAGGUUGGGGCCCCAUUCUACCAUGUGCUAUACCAACAUAUAGUAAGAGACGGUCCCUGCCAAAAGGGGCUUGCAAUUUAAAUAGAUAAAGGGGUAAGAGGGGAAACUGAGGCAUAGAGCAAGGAUGUGACUGGUCCAAGCUCAUAGGCAGAGCUGGGAAAAGAAACUAUGUCUCCUGACUGUCCCACAGGUAUCCUAUCCAGUUGGCCACACACCCUUGGUGAUCAUGCUCCUAUGCUCAGUCUUAUGGCUUGACUGCAUUUGAACACUUAAAAAUUGCUAUGGUAAACUCCCAGGGACAGAUUCACCCCUCCCGUAUCCCUCUACAAUGCCAUAGAUUUCAAUGGCAUAGCCUGGAUCUAAACAAGAGUGACAUUAUGGGUACCAUCUUGCAUCUAGUUAGAAAAAUCCCAGUUCUGUUCCUCUCUAGCCAGGCAUGCUGCAUCUGUCAAAAAUCAAGCUGGCAUUAAACUCCCUAAAAUCCUGGCCCAUAGGAAAACUCUCGCUGACUAUGUAGCACCAGGAUUUAACGCCAGUGUAUUUGCAGGUGUCUGUUAUUGUUUGUGGGUGUGAAGCUGUGCUACCUAUAGACUAGUGCAACCCUGGUACUCACAUGUCUCCAGCUCAUAUGGAUUCUUCAUUACAAAUAAAUCAUUUCCUUUGUAUGAUUUGGUGCUUCCUUCAAGACUGGGGGUUAGGAUGGGAGAAAACUGUGCCAGCUUAUGCAGCAAAAGGCCUUCUGCUGAUGCGCUGCACUUCCGUGGCUCCAUUUUACCUGAGGAUCUUAACACCGUCAACAGUUUUUAACUAAUGAGGCCUCACCCCCUCCUCUGAAGGGUGGAAAUAUUACGUUCAUUUUAUAACUGGGCAAACUGAGGCACAGUAAAGUCAAGUGACUUGCUCAGAAGAGUGGCAAAGUCAGGAGUCCUGAUGCCUGGGCCACCUUCCCUACUCACUAGGCUGCACUUUAUCCCCCUUAAAGUAGUUUUAAACUUU